Messenger RNA from Loa loa (African eye worm), 459 nucleotides. RefSeq lists its product as hypothetical. The record is from RefSeq and is a predicted model, not a curated record. The transcript has 3 exons. NCBI's taxonomy places the organism in Eukaryota, Metazoa, Nematoda, Chromadorea, Rhabditida, Onchocercidae. The coding region runs from base 1 to 459 and encodes 152 amino acids.
AUGGCUGGUUUUAGCACUGUCGACAUUUCCCAAGUUACGUCAACUUUUGGAAGAGAUUUCCCGUCCACUGGAUCGGGCGACUUCAACUCAGAAUUGCUUGUAAACAAGAAGGAGGAAGUUGAAUGGAGUGAUUGCCGCGAUUUGGUUGAAGUUCCGGGUGAUCCGGAAUGGAAAUUACGAUAUAUGGCUGAAGCCUUUCCACAAUACUGUUGGAAAUACGCCGAAGCACAGAUGAUUGCUCACUACCAUUACAACGUUGCUACAACUUCUAAUGUACCUGCAAUGCAGCCAGAUGCUACAUGUCCCAUUUUCUACGCACAUUUACCGAAUUCUUUUUCACCCUAUGAUUUUAGUAUCCAACCGAAGUCAUUAGAUCGAGCCCGUGAGCAGCUAUACCGGCAAAUUCAGGCUGUGUACAGUGCACAAAACGAAUUUAUGAUUCCAUGUGAUCAGGCAUGA